GGUAUCUGGAUCCAUCUCCAGUGAAUUCCUCUGCAGCCCCUGCCAGACAUAUGGGAUCAAUCACGGCUCCGGCGCUGGUGCGCUUGCUGCGGGGAUGUUGACAGCCUGACAGACGCGGGGUUCUGGUGUCAUGGAAUCUCCGCGUCUUUGGCUGGAUCCCGGCAGGAGAACGAGAGGGGGAGGAGAGAGAUAGAGGCAGAGAUAGAGGAAGGAGAGAAGAGAGGCGAGAGGGAGAGACGGAGAGAGGAGGGAGAGAAGGAGGGAAGCGGGAGAUUUUUCUUGACUGCCCCCUUUCCUUCAAGCAUUUUAUAGGCUUCAGGGCGAGAGAGGAGGAGAAAGGGAGGAAAAAAAAGAGGAGAGCCAGAGGGUAGCGCGCGCGACUCUCUCCCGGAGCCCCCGAGCUGCCGGAGGGGUCUGGAUUGUGUCCCCGGUGUCAGAUGAAAGGGCGCUGAGGCUCACGGCCGCUGCCCCGCGUUCCGCUGGGCGCACGCCCCUCGGCGAUCCCGAGCCCCGCCGCCCCGCGCCUCUCCCGGCCGGGGCCGCCGCCUGCGCUCAGGGGCGGCCACUCGGUCUCCAGCGCAAUGUGGCCGCGCCUGGCCUUUUGUUGCUGGGGUCUGACGCUCGUUUCGGGCUGGGCGACCUUUCAGCAGAUGUCCCCGUCGCCCAAUUUCAGCUUCCGCCUCUUCCCCGAGGCCGCGCCGGGGAAGCUGCCCGCGCUGCCCACGCCGGGCGAGGACGCGGCGGAGAGCAAAGUGGAGCGGCUGGGCCAGGCGUUCCGGCGACGCGUGCGGCGGCUGCGGGAGCUCAGCGAGCCUGUCUUCCUGGUGGACGAGUCGUCCAGCGUGGGCCAAGCCAACUUCCUCAGCGAACUCAAGUUCGUCCGCAAGCUGCUGUCGGACUUCCCCGUGGUGCCCACGGCCACGCGCGUGGCCAUCGUGACCUUCUCGUCCAAGAACAACGUGGUGCCGCGCGUGGAUUACAUCUCCUCCCGCCGCGCGCACCAGCACAAGUGCGCGCUGCUCAGCCGCGAGAUCCCGGCCAUCACCUACCGCGGAGGCGGCACCUACACCAAGGGCGCCUUCCAGCAAGCCGCGCAAAUUCUUCGUCAUUCUAGAGAAAACUCAACAAAAGUGAUAUUUCUCAUUACUGAUGGAUAUUCCAAUGGGGGCGAUCCUAGACCAAUUGCAGCUUCUCUACGAGAUUUCGGAGUGGAGAUCUUCACUUUUGGCAUAUGGCAAGGAAACAUUCGAGAACUGAACGACAUGGCAUCCACCCCCAAGGAGGAACAUUGUUACCUGCUCCAUAGUUUUGAAGAAUUUGAGGCUUUAGCUCGCCGGGCAUUGCAUGAAGAUCUACCUUCUGGGAGUUUUAUUCAAGAGGAUAUGUCACACUGCUCAUAUCUUUGUGAAGCUGGCAAAGACUGCUGUGACCGAAUGGCAAGCUGCAAAUGUGGGACACACACAGGCCAAUUCGAGUGCAUCUGUGAAAAGGGAUAUUACGGGAAAGGUCUGCAGUAUGAAUGUACAGCCUGCCCGUCAGGGACGUACAAACCUGAAGGCUCUCCAGGAGGAAUCAGUACCUGCAUUCCGUGUCCCGAUGAAAAUCACACCUCUCCACCUGGAAGUACGUCUCUUGAAGAUUGUGUCUGCAAGGAGGGGUACCGGGCAUCCGGCCAGACCUGCGAAGUUGUCCACUGCCCUGCCCUGAAGCCUCCUGAAAACGGUUACUUUAUCCAAAACAUUUGCAACAACCACUUCAAUGCAGCCUGUGGGGUCCGAUGUCACCCUGGAUUUGACCUCGUGGGAAGCAGCAUCCUCUUGUGUCUACCCAGUGGCUUGUGGUCUGGUUCAGAGAGCUUCUGCAGAGUGAAAAUAUGCCCUCACCUCCGCCAGCCCAAACAUGGCCGCAUCAGUUGUUCUACCGGGGACAUGUCCUAUAAGACAACAUGUUUGGUUACCUGUGAUGAAGGGUACAGACUAGAAGGAAGUGUUAGGCUCACCUGUCAAGGAAAUGCCCAAUGGGAUGGGCCAGAACCUCGGUGUAUAGAGCGCCACUGCUCCACCUUUCAGAAGCCCAAAGGUGUCAUCGUAUCCCCACCAAGCUGUGGCAAGCAGCCAGCUAAACCUGGGACAACUUGUCAGCUCAGCUGUCGGCCAGGGUUCAUUUUAUCUGGAGUCAGAGAAGAAGUGAGAUGUAGCACUUCUGGCAAAUGGAGUGCUCGAGUUCAGGCGGCUGUGUGUAAAGAUGUGGAACCUCCUCAGAUUACGUGUCCUAAAAACAUAGAAGCUAAGACUCAGGAACAGCAAGACUCCGCUAACAUUACCUGGCAAAUCCCAACAGCUAAAGACAACUCUGGUGAAAAGGUGUCAGUCCAUGUUCAUCCGGCUUUUACUCCCCCUUACCUUUUCCCAAUUGGAGACAUUGCCAUCACGUACACGGCAGCUGACCUCGCCGGCAAUCAAGCCAGCUGUACUUUCCAUGUCAAGGUGAUCGAUGUAGAACCACCUGUCAUCGACUGGUGCCGCUCUCCACCUCCACUUCAAGUUUCAGAAAAGGAGCAUGUGGCAAGCUGGGAUGAGCCUCAGUUUUCAGACAACUCAGGGGCUGCAUUGGUCAUCACCAGAAGUCACACACAGGGAGAUCUUUUCCCUCAUGGGGAGACUAUUGUGCGAUACACAGCCACUGACCCCUCAGGCAAUAACAGAACAUGUAACAUUCGCAUCGUCAUAAAAGGUUCUCCCUGUGAAGUUCCAUUUACACCUGUAAAUGGAGAUUUUAUUUGCACUCACGAUAGUACUGGAGUUAACUGCACAUUGAUUUGCUUGGAUGGCUAUGAUUUCACCGAAGGGUCCACUGAGAAGUAUUAUUGUGCUUAUGAAGAUGGUAUCUGGAAUCCACCAUACUCCACUGAGUGGCCAGACUGUGCCAUAAAACGUUUUGCAAACCAUGGAUUCAAGUCCUUUGAAAUGCAGUACAAAGCCACUCGUUGUGAUGACACAGAUUUGUUGAAGAAGUUUUCUGAUGCAUUUGAGACCACGCUGGGGAAGAUGGUCCCAUCAUUUUGCAGUGACGCUGAUGACAUUGACUGCAGACUGGAGGACUUGACCAAAAAAUAUUGCCUAGAAUAUAAUUAUGACUAUGAAAAUGGCUUUGCAAUUGGACCAGGUGGUUGGGGCGCAGCCAACAGGUUGGAUUACUCUUACGAUGACUUCUUAGAUGCUGUGCAAGAAACAUCCACCAGCAUUGGCAAAGCCAGAUCGUCACGGAUUCAAAGAAGUGCCCUGUUAUCUGACCACAAAAUUAAGUUAAUCUUUAACAUCACAGCUAGUGUGCCAUUACCUGAUGAAAGAAACGAUACCCUUGAAUUAGAAAAUCAGCAGCGGCUCAUUAAGACUUUGGAAACUAUCACAAAUCGGCUGAAAAGGACACUCAAUAAAGAACCCAUGUACUCCUUCCAGCUUGCGUCUGAAAUGCUGGUAGCUGACAGCAAUUCAUUAGAAACGGAGAAGGCUUUCCUCUUCUGCAGACCAGGCUCAGUGCUGAGAGGCCGUAUGUGUGUCAAUUGCCCUUUGGGGACCUAUUAUUCUCUAGAACAUUCUGUCUGUGAAAGCUGCCGGAUGGGGUCCUACCAAGAUGAAGAAGGGCAACUUGAGUGCAAGCUUUGUCCCACUGGGACUUACACUGAGUAUCUCCAUUCGAGAAGCAUCUCUGAAUGUAAAGCUCAGUGUAAACAAGGAACCUACUCAUCCAACGGCCUUGAGACUUGUGAGUCAUGUCCACUGGGCACUUACCAGCCAGAACUUGGUUCCCGGAGGUGCCUCUCGUGUCCAGAAAACACUUCAACUGUGAAAAGAGGAGCCGUGGACAUUUCUGCUUGCGGAGUGCCUUGUCCAGUAGGAGAAUUCUCCCGUUCUGGGUUAAUGCCCUGUUAUGGGUGUCCUCAAGACUAUUACCAACCUAAUCCAGGGAAGUCUUUCUGCCUAUCCUGUCCUUUUUAUGGGACAACACCCAUUACUGGGGCCACGUCUAUCACGGAUUGUUCAAGUUUUGGUUCAACGUUCUCAGCAGCAGAGGAAAGUAUAAUGCCCCUUGCCUCUCCUGGACAUAUCAAAAAGAAAUAUGAAGUUAGCAGUCAGGUUUUCCACGAAUGCUUCUUAAAUCCUUGCCACAACAGUGGAACCUGCCAACAACUUGGGCAUGGUUAUGCGUGUCUCUGUCCACCUGGAUAUACAGGCUUAAAGUGUGAAAUCGACAUUGAUGAGUGCAGCUCCCUGCCAUGCCUCAAUGGCGGAGUCUGUAAAGACCGAGUUGGGGACUUCAUUUGUGAGUGUCCAUUGGGUUACACAGGUCAACUGUGUGAGGAAAACAUCAAUGAGUGUCACUCCAGUCCUUGUUUGAAUAAAGGAACCUGCGUGGACGGUGUGGAUGGCUAUCGCUGCACGUGUGUGAAAGGAUUCACAGGCCUGCACUGUGAAACAGAUAUCAACGAAUGCCAGCCAAGCCCCUGCCUAAACAACGCCAUCUGUGAAGACCAGGUUGGGGGUUUCUUGUGCAAGUGCCCGGCUGGAUUUUUGGGUACCCGGUGUGAAAUAAACAUAGAUGAAUGUCUCAGUCAGCCCUGCAAAAAUGGAGCUGCUUGUAAAGACGGUCCCAACAGCUUCAGAUGCCAGUGUGUGGCUGGCUUCAGCGGGUCAUACUGUGAACUGGAUAUCAAUGAAUGUCAGUCUAACCCUUGUAAAAAUCAGGCCACCUGUGUGGAUGAAUUAAACUCUUACAGUUGUAAAUGUCGGCCGGGAUUUUCAGGCAGCCAGUGUGAAACAGAACAGUCUACGGGCUUUAACCUGGACUUUGAGGUUUCUGGGAUCUAUGGAUACGUCAUGCUAGAUGGUGUGCUUCCAUCUCUCCAUGCUAUAACCUGUGCAUUCUGGAUGAAAUCCUCUGACAUCACCAACUAUGGAACGCCAAUCUCCUAUGCACUUGAGAAUGGCAGUGACAAUACCUUCCUCCUGACGGACUAUAAUGGCUGGGUUCUUUAUGUGAAUGGCAAGGAAAAGAUAACAGACUGCCCCUCGGUGAACGAUGGCAGAUGGCAUCACAUUGCAGUCACCUGGACAAGUGCCGACGGAGCCUGGAAAGUCUAUAUCGAUGGGAAAUUAUCUGAUGGUGGGUCUGGCCUCUCUGUGGGUUCGGCAAUACCAGGUGGUGGAGCGUUAGUUCUUGGUCAAGAGCAAGACAAAAAAGGAGAGGGAUUCAACCCAGCUGAGUCUUUUGUCGGCUCCAUAAGCCAGCUCAACCUCUGGGACUAUGCCCUGUCUCCACAGCAGGUGAAAUCACUGGUUACCUCCUGUCCAGAGGAGCUCCGCAGAGGAAAUGUAUUAGCCUGGCCUGAUUUCUUGUCGGGAAUUGUGGGGAGAGUGAAGAUUGAUUCCAAGAGCAUAUUCUGUUCUGAUUGCCCACCUUUGGAAGGAUCAGUGCCUCAUCUGAGAACUGCAUCAAUAGAUGUAAAGCCAGGCUCUAAAAUCAGUCUGUUCUGUGACCCAGGCUUCCAGAUGGUCGGGAACCCUGUGCAGUACUGCCUGAAUCAAGGACAGUGGACACAACCACUCCCUCACUGUGAACGGAUUAGCUGUGGGGUGCCACCCUCUUUGGAGAACGGCUUAUAUGCAGCUGAGGACUUCCAUGCUGGUAGCACGGUAACCUACCAGUGCAACAGUGGCUACUAUUUGUUGGGUGAUUCGAGGAUGUUCUGUACAGAUAAUGGGAGCUGGAAUGGCAUUUCGCCAUUAUGCCUUGAUGUGGAUGAGUGUGCUGUUGGAUCGGAUUGCAGUGAGCAUGCGUCCUGCCUGAACACAAACGGAUCCUACAUAUGCUCGUGUACCCCACCGUACACAGGAGAUGGUAAAAACUGUGCAGAACCUAUAAAAUGUAAGCCUCCAGGAAAUCCAGAAAAUGGCCACUCUUCUGGUGACAUUUACACGGUGGGUGCCGAAGUCACAUUUUCAUGUGACGAAGGACACCAGUUGGUGGGAGUAACCAAAAUCACAUGUUUGGAGUCUGGAGAAUGGAAUCAUCUGAGACCACACUGUGAAGCUAUUUCCUGUGGUGCACCAGCUAUUCCAGAAAAUGGUGGUAUUGAUGGUUCAGCAUUUACCUAUGGCAGUAAAGUGAUAUAUAGGUGUGAUAAAGGAUAUACUUUGGCUGGUGAUAAAGAAUCAUCCUGUCUUGCUAGUGGCUCUUGGAGUCAUUCUCCUCCUGUGUGUGAAUUAGUGACGUGUUCUAGUCCUGGAAACAUACAUAAUGGAAAAUACAUCUUGAGCGGGCUUACCUAUCUCUCUACUGCUUCAUAUUCAUGUGAGAGUGGAUACAGUUUACAAGGCCCUUCCCUCAUUGAGUGCACAGCAUCCGGCAGCUGGGACAGAGCGCCACCUACCUGUCACCUGGUCUCCUGCGGAAAGCCUCCAGCCAUCAAAGAUGCUGAAAUCACUGGGAGUAACUUUACUUUUGGGAACACUGUCACUUACUCCUGCAAAGAAGGCUAUACCCUUGCUGGUCCUGACACCAUUGAAUGCCUGGCCAAUGGCAAGUGGAGUGGAAGUGACCAGCAGUGUCUGGCUGUCUCCUGUGAUGAGCCUCCCAACAUAGACCACGCCUCCCCAGAGACUGCCCAUCGGCUCUUCGGAGACAUUGCGUUCUACUACUGCUCCGAUGGUUACAGCCUGGCAGACAAUUCUCAGCUCCUCUGCAAUGCUCAUGGAAAGUGGGUUCCCCCAGAGGGUCAGGCCAUGCCCCGUUGCAUUGCUCAUUUCUGUGAAAAACCUCCAUCUGUUUCCUAUAGCAUCUUGGAAUCUGUGAGCAAACCAAAAUUUGCAGCUGGCUCAGUUGUGAGCUUCAAAUGCAUGGAGGGUUUUGUGCUGAAUACCUCAGCAAAGAUUGAAUGUAUGAGAGGCGGCCAGUGGAACCCAUCCCCCAUGUCCAUCCAGUGCAUCCCUGUGCGGUGUGGAGAGCCACCGAGCAUCAUGAAUGGCUAUGCAAGUGGAUCAAACUACAGUUUUGGAGCCACAGUGGCUUAUAGUUGCAACAAGGGAUUCUACAUCAAAGGAGAGAAGAAGAGCACCUGCGAAGCCACGGGGCAAUGGAGCAGCCCCAUACCCACAUGCCACCCUGUAUCCUGCAAUGAACCACCUAAGAUUGAGAAUGCCUUUCUGGAGCAUACAACUGGCAGGAUUUUUGAGAGUGAAGUGCGGUAUCGGUGUAACCCAGGCUUUAAAUCAGUUGGAAGUCCUGUAUUUGUCUGCCACGCCAAUCGCCACUGGCACAGUGAGUCCCCUCUGUCAUGCAUUCCUCUCAACUGUGGAAAACCUCCCCCGAUCCAGAAUGGCUACAUGAAAGGAGAAAAUUUUGAAGUGGGGUCCCAGGUUCAUUUUUUCUGUCACGAGGGCUAUGAGCUUGUUGGUGACAACACUUGGACAUGCCAGAAAUCUGGCAAGUGGAAUAAGAAGCCAAACCAAAAGUGUGUGCCUACCAAGUGCCCAGAACCACCCCUCUUAGAAAACCAGCUAGUAUUGAAGGAGUUGACUACAGAAGUAGGAGUGGUGACAUUCUCAUGUAAAGAAGGACUUGCCCUGCAAGGCCCCUCGGUCCUGAAAUGCUUGCCAUCCCAGCAAUGGAAUGAUUCUUUUCCAGUUUGCAAGAUGGUCCUAUGCCUCCCACCUCCCCUAAUUCCCUUUGGUGUCCCUGCUGCUUCUUCCAUUUAUUUUGGAAGUAUUGUCAAGUAUUCUUGUGUGGAAGGGUUUUUCCUAAGAGGAGCUCCUACUACCAUCUGCCAAGCGGAUGGCACCUGGAGCUCUCCGCUGCCAGAGUGUGUCCCUGUAGAAUGCCCCCAACCUGAGGAAAUUCCCAAUGGCAUCAUCGAUGUGCAAGGCCUCGCCUACCUCAGCACAGCCCUCUACACCUGCAAACCAGGCUUUGAGUUGAUGGGAAAUACUACCAUCCUUUGUGGAGAAAAUGGUAACUGGCUUGGAGGAAAACCAACAUGUAAACCCAUUGAGUGCCCAAAGCCCAAGGAGAUUCUGAAUGGCAAGUUUUCUUACACAAACCUGCACUUUGGACAGACCAUUACAUACUCUUGUGACCGAGGCUUCCGGCUUGAAGGUUCCAACGUCUUGACCUGCUUAGAGACAGGUUAUUGGGAUGUGGAUGCUCCAUCUUGCAAUGCCAUCCACUGCAACCCCCCACAACCCAUUGAAAAUGGUUUUGUCGAAGGUGCAGAUUAUAGCUAUGGUGCUAUGAUCAUCUAUAGCUGCUUCCCUGGGUUCCAGGUAUCUGGUCAUGCCAUGCAGACCUGUGAAGACUCAGGAUGGUCAAGUUCCAUCCCAACCUGUGUACCCAUAGACUGUGGUCUCCCUCCUCACAUAGAUUUUGGAGACUGUAUCAAAGUUAAAGAUGGCCAGGGAUAUUUUGACCAAGAAGAUGACAUGAUGGAAGUUCCAUAUCAGACUCCUCACCCGCCCAGUACUCCCAAAGGGGAAAAUACAAAGGAGUCUCCUGUUUCACAUUCAUCGAACUUUCUAUAUGGCAGCAUGGUUUCAUACACCUGUAAUCCAGGAUAUGAACUUUUGGGGAACCCUAUGCUGGUUUGCCAGGAAGAUGGAACUUGGAAUGGUAGUGCACCUUCCUGCAUUUCAAUGGCAUGUGAUUUGCCUGUUGUUCCUGAAAAUGGUUUCUUGCAUUUUACAGAGACUACCAUGGGCAGUGCUGUGCAGUAUAGUUGCAAACCUGGACACGUUCUAGUGGGCUCUGAUAUAAGACUUUGUCUACAGAAUAGGAAGUGGAGUGGUGUUUCUCCACACUGUGAAGCUAUUUCAUGCAAAAAACCAAAUCCAGUCAUGAAUGGAUCUAUCAAAGCAAGCAAUUACACGUAUCUUAGUGUGUUGUACUAUGAGUGUGACCCUGGGUAUGUGCUAAAUGGCACUGAGAGGAGAACAUGCCAAGAAAAUAAAAAUUGGGAUGGGAAUGAACCAAUUUGCAUUCCAGUGGACUGUGGCUUACCCCCAGUCUCACAAAAUGGCCAAGUGAGAGGAAAUGAGUACACAUUCCAAAAAGAGAUUGAGUACACGUGCAAUGAAGGGUUCUUGCUCAAGGGAGCCAGUAGUCGCGUGUGUCUUGCUGAUGGAAGUUGGAGUGGAGUCACUCCCAGCUGCGUACCUGUCAGGUGUGCCAGCCCACCACAGGUGGCAAAUGGGAUGAUGGAUGGCCUGGAUUUUGGCUUCAGGAAGGAGGUGGUAUUCCACUGUCAGGAAGGCUACAUGUUGCAAGGUGCUCAAAAACUCACUUGCCAGUCAGAUGGGAACUGGGAUGCAGAGGUUCCUCUCUGUAAACCAGUCAACUGUGGACCUCCAGAAGAGGCUGCCCAUGGCUUCCCCAAUGGGUUUUCUUUCUACCACGGGGGGCAUAUACAGUACCAGUGCUUUCCUGGUUAUAAGCUCCAUGGAAGUUCUUCAAGAAGGUGUCUCUCCAAUGGCUCCUGGAGUGGCAGCCCACCCUCCUGCCUACCUUGCAGGUGUCCCACGCCAGUAAUUCAGUAUGGAACUGUCAAUGGGACAGAUUUUGGUUGUGGAAAGGCAGCCUGGAUUCAGUGCUUCAGAGGCUUCAAGCUCGUAGGACCUCCUGAAAUCACCUGUGAAGACAGUGGCCACUGGAGUUCUGGCUUCCCACACUGUGAACACACUUCUUGUGGUUCCCUCCCAGCAAUACCAAAUGCACUCAUCAGUGAGAGUAGCCCUUUGGAGGAAAAUGUGAUAAAUUAUGGCUGCAGACCUGGGUAUGUCAUGCAAGGCAAUUCAAACCUGAUUUGUACAGAGAAAGGAACAUGGAGCCAGCCUUUUCCAGCCUGUGAGCCUCUGUCCUGUGGACCCCCACCCUUUGUCGCCCAUGCAGUGGCAACUGGAGAAGCACACACUUACGAAAGUAAAGUGAAGCUCAGGUGUCUGGAAGGUUAUAUGAUGGAUACAGAUACAGAUACAUUUACCUGUCAGAAAGAUGGCCGUUGGCUUCCUGAAAAAAUCUCUUGCAGUCUCAAAAAAUGUCCUCUGCCAGCCAACACGACACAUAUCCUUGUUCACGGGGAUGAUUUUGGUGUGAAUAAGCAGAUUUCUGUGUCAUGUACAGAAGGGUACACCUUUGAGGGAGUUAACAUAUCAACGUGUCAGCUUGAUGGAACCUGGGAGCCACCAUUUUCUGAUGAAUCCUGUAGUCCAGUUUCUUGUGGGAGUCCUGAAAGUCCAGAACAUGGAUUUGUGGUUGGCAGUAAAUACAACUUCAAAAGCACAGUUAUUUAUCAAUGUGAACCUGGCUAUGAAUUAGAGGGGAACAGCCAACGCCUCUGUCAGGAGGACGGACAGUGGAGUGGAGAGGUGGCAACAUGCAAAAAAACCAGGUGUGAAGCUCCAUUGGGGUUUCUGAACGGAAAUGCUGAUAUUGAAAACACUACAGCUGGACUCCGUGUGGUAUUUUCCUGCAACAGAGGCUACAGUCUUGAAGGGUCGCCAGAGGCACACUGCACUGAAAAUGGAACUUGGGGCCAACCCACUCCUCUCUGCAAACCAAACCCAUGCCCCGUUCCUUUCGUGAUUCCUGAGAAUGCUCUGCUUUCUGAAAAGGAGUUUUACGUCGGUCAGAACGUGUCCAUCAAGUGCAGGGAAGGCUUCUUGCUCCAAGGCCAAGGCGUCAUCACCUGCAGCCCCGAUGAGACGUGGACACAGACAAACGCCAAAUGUGAAAAAAUUUCAUGUGGUCCACCAGCUCAUGUAGAAAAUGCAAUCGCUCGAGGAGUACAUUAUCAGUAUGGGGACAUGAUCACCUACUCGUGCUACAGUGGCUACAUGCUGGAAGGUUCCCUAAGGAGUGUUUGCCUGGAAAAUGGGACAUGGACAUCACCUCCUACCUGUAGAGCUGUCUGCCGAUUCCCUUGUCAGAAUGGCGGUGUCUGCCAGCGACCAAAUGCUUGCUCCUGUCCAGAUGGCUGGAUGGGGCGCCUCUGUGAAGAACCAAUAUGCAUUCUUCCCUGUCUGAACGGCGGUCGCUGUGUGGCCCCUUACCAGUGUGUCUGCCCCCCUGGCUGGACUGGGUCCCGCUGUCAUACAGCUGUUUGCCAGUCUCCUUGCUUAAAUGGUGGGAAAUGUGUACGGCCAAACCGAUGCCACUGCCUUUCAGCCUGGACAGGACAUGACUGUUCCAGGAAAAGGAGGACUGGGUUUUAACCACCACACAACUCACUGGCUCUCUCAAAGCAGGAUCAUCUCUUCCUGGUAGCGCCUGGGCAUCCUGGAAUUUAUGCAAAGAAAGUCCAACAUGGUGCUGGAUCUUGUUUAGUGAACUUGUUAUUUGGGGGUUUUUAUUUUGUGAUAUAUUUUGUUAUUCCUUGUGUCAUACUUUCUUAUGUUUCCAUUUUUAAAUAUGCCUGUAUUUUCUAUAUAAAAAUUAUAUUAAAUAGACGCUCUCCCACCCUCACAAAAUGUACAUACUCUGCUGUCUAUCGGAAAAGCCCUCGGUUCACAUUUUUAUUCAGUUACAUAGGAUGGUUUUUUUUUCCAAUUAAAAUAUAUUUUGCUACUAAAUACUACUUUGCUGGAUAUGAGAGGGCCGGGAAAUAAUAAAGAGGAGCCAUGUUCUUUCAGCUGUGCCACUGAUAUAACACACAAUCACGUGAAACACACCAAGAUAGUUACCAUAAAGAAGAGUCCUCCCUUCUAGUUCCACCUCCUUUCUAAUACAGGGGUGGGGGAUAUUCAAAAGGUUCACGGAAAUGCAUAUAAUAAAAAAAAAUCUCUGCGUGAAUUUUAGUGGGUUGUUUUGCACCAAAAUAAACCUGUGCUUCUAUUUUUCCACUAACGUUUUGACGUCCCCUCAUAUGUCUACAAAUAAAGAUCUCCUUUUAUCUAACCAGAGAGUAACUGUUGGGUAGAG
Messenger RNA from Tupaia belangeri chinensis (Chinese tree shrew), 11964 nucleotides. RefSeq names its product sushi, von Willebrand factor type A, EGF and pentraxin domain containing 1 (gene SVEP1). Gene Ontology annotation, molecular function: calcium ion binding. The record is from RefSeq and is a predicted model, not a curated record. NCBI's taxonomy places the organism in Eukaryota, Metazoa, Chordata, Mammalia, Scandentia, Tupaiidae.